AGAGAGAAAGAAAGGAAAGUCGUGAAAUAAAUAAAGACAAAAACACUACAAAGAACAAGGGAGGCGGGGAUGAUUUAACAAAAGAAUACCUUGACUGUCUGUCAGGCAAGGAGCGUGUAAUACGAUGAUAGAUACACCGGGGUCCGUGAGUUUCCCUCCAUUCCCUUACGUGCAGUGAAUUCCCCUCUCACAUGCACACGGACACACAAUGGAGAAAAGCUCACCUGUGCUUCUUGUCUUGGUCUUCACAUCGCUGUGCUGCUUGCGAGGCUCAGCAAAUCGACUUUCUGCACAAAGUUCGCAGAGGGCAUCACAUUUCCCGGGACUGACAAGUGCUGGCCGCCAGAAUCCACAAGGCACCCGUUCCUAUGGAGACGAAACGGGACCAAGAUUCUCUCCUGAUGCAGAUUCGUUUCUAAGAAGCCUUAGUGGGCGCCCCCUGGCGGGCAGUGGAUCUACGCCUGUACCGGAAGACCAGCAACUUGUCAGCGUGCUCCGCAGUCUUGCAGACAUCCCAGGCUUAGCUGGUGGCUUGAACCCCGACCUACAUGCCGCAGGACCUUAUUCUGUUGACGAAAUAUCCGAUAAGGGGCGUGGCUUAGGUAACGACAGAACGGGACACCCCUUGGGUCAACUUGGAGAACUGCUAAGAGGCUUGCACGGCGACCAUGUCUUGAACUUUGACAGACAAGACAAUGGGCGGAGCUUUGCCUUAGGCCUCGACACGGGUAACCAUCGCUCUAGCGGACAGUGGUCAGGGAACGAUCCACCUGGAAGCGGUUGGAGAUGGGGUGGGCUCGGUCCAGACGUCAGCAUACGGGUAUCUCUGAACGGAAGUGACGUUACGAAGCCCCAGCAGUCUGCACGCGCUCGUUCGCAUAACGACGGCAGACCCACAAGCCGUCGGCUGGAUUCCGCGCCCCCGGGGUACACAGGUAGGCAAGGCCAUGCGAAUAAAGGGUCUUUGAGCAUGAUGAAUCGGGUAGUUGGAGUGGCGAGACAGCCAGAGAAAAACCCAGACUUCGUCAGGUGGGGCGCGGCACCGACGUUGUUUCCAACUGGUAGCAUGGCGGAUAGGGGUCGCAUCAAUUACAUCCAAAGCUUGUGGAGGAACGGGACUUACUCCUACAAAAGUCAUCUAACCGAGCGCACAAAAGGGAACAAGGUCUUAAUAACAGGAAACCCAGCCAACAACAGCGCCCCCAUCAAUGAAUCACGCGUUUUCAUCCCUCACUCUCGUUUACUGUCAGGUGACAGCAACACCAACGGGGGCCUUGUCUUCUCUUCAACUCGACAAGGUCAAAGAGCAGGUCAAGGCACGCUUCGUUCCAGCGGCGCAGAACGAGCGGGUCUUCAGGUCAGACGCGGGGACAAUUCCCCUACCCUCGGCAACCGUGGGCGGGAGGGAAGACCCCUUCCUCCAGAAAGAGGCCCGUCCCCAGGACACACCAAUCACGAGAGGGGUCAAGAAGGGUCACAUCCAAGGUCAAGAGCCGCGGCCAUUCCUGCAACCUUUCCUUUGUCGGACGAUGUCGUGCCACGACCUGCUGCUCCUCUGGCCAGACAACCAGAUGAUCAGGCUGCGCCAGGAACUGCCUCCACAAAACCAGAAAUACUUGUGCGAACGGAGACAAGGGCCAGAGACACGUCAUCCGCCGUUUUUACCGGGUCCUUUGCCCUCGCUCCCUGAAGUAGUGCCUGAACAAGAACAUAGGACGUCUGGCCAUGGCUAAAAAUAACCUGCAAUACUCCACGGAAACCACUUUUCUUGUUGAUAUAACGGACAUCUGGACAGAAGCCAUUUCUUGAGUUAAGAAAAUGUACAUGGGAACAUAAGAAAAUACCGAGACAAUUUUUAAAGCUAAUUUUUCACUUAGCAAUAGCUACGUCUGGUAGUCAUGUAGCUAUGCACCUGUUGCUUCCGGUCUUACUCGAUGCUAUUUUAGUUGCUCGUUACGAUUUUUCAUACCAGAAAUAAAAAAUGAUUUAAUCGACA
Molecule: messenger RNA, 1996 nt
Organism: Pomacea canaliculata
Lineage: Eukaryota; Metazoa; Mollusca; Gastropoda; Architaenioglossa; Ampullariidae
Exons: 2
Coding region: 209-1690 (493 amino acids)
Source: RefSeq, a predicted model, not a curated record